This is a messenger RNA of Nothoprocta perdicaria, 7042 nucleotides long. It is a transcript of the gene CAD, whose product is annotated as carbamoyl-phosphate synthetase 2, aspartate transcarbamylase, and dihydroorotase. Lineage: Eukaryota; Metazoa; Chordata; Aves; Tinamiformes; Tinamidae. Gene Ontology annotation, biological process: 'de novo' pyrimidine nucleobase biosynthetic process; L-arginine biosynthetic process; L-glutamine metabolic process. Gene Ontology annotation, molecular function: metal ion binding; aspartate carbamoyltransferase activity; carbamoyl-phosphate synthase (glutamine-hydrolyzing) activity. Gene Ontology annotation, cellular component: cytoplasm; membrane; carbamoyl-phosphate synthase complex. The record is from RefSeq and is a predicted model, not a curated record. The transcript is spliced from 47 exons. Bases 1 to 7026 code for a protein of 2341 amino acids.
AUGGUCGGAUACCCCGAGGCCCUCACGGACCCCUCCUACAAGGCGCAGAUCCUGGUGCUCACCUACCCGCUCGUGGGCAACUACGGGGUGCCCCGGGAUGAGGAAGACCCCUACGGCCUCAGCAGGUGGUUCGAGUCCAACAAGAUCCACGUGGCCGCCCUGGUGGUGGGCGAGUGCUCCGAGACCCCCAGCCACUGGAGUGCCGCCCGCUCCCUGCACCAGUGGCUCAAGGAGCACAACGUGCCCGGGCUGCAAGGGGUCGACACCCGGGCGCUGACCAAGAAGAUCCGCGAGAAGGGGGCACUGCUGGGGAAGCUGCUGCCCGAUGGGACCCCUGAGCAGAGUGUCCCCUUCGAGGACCCCAACACGCGGCACCUGGUGCAGGAGGUGUCGCUGCAGGCCCCGCGCGUGUUCAACGCGGGUGGGUGGCCGCGCGUCAUGGCCGUCGACUGCGGCCUCAAGCACAACCAGGUGCGGUGCCUGUGCGAGCGCGGCGCCGCCGUCACCGUUGUGCCCUGGGACCACCCGCUCGACCCCGCCGACUUUGACGGGCUGCUGGUGAGCAACGGCCCCGGGGACCCGCGGCAGUGCGGGCAGACGGUGCGYGCCCUGCGGCGCCUGCUGGGCGCCCCCCGCGCCCCCCCGCUGCUCGGCAUCUGCCUCGGCCACCAGCUGCUCGCGCUCGCCCUGGGCGCCCGCACCUACAAGAUGAAGUACGGCAACCGUGGGCACAACCAGCCGUGCGUGCACGAGGACACGCGGCGCUGCUUCAUGACGGCGCAGAACCACGGCUUCGCCGUGGACACAGCCACGCUGCCGCCCGGCUGGGCGCCGCUCUUCACCAACGCCAACGACGGCUCCAACGAGGGGCUGGUGCACGAGCACAAGCCCUUCUUCAGCGUGCAGUUCCACCCCGAGCACCACGCCGGCCCCAUGGAUCUCGAGGGGCUCUUUGACGUCUUCCUGGAGACCGUGCGGGACCUGCAGCGCGAGGACGGCGGCACCAAGACGGUGCGGCAGCGGCUGCAGGAGCGCCUGGCCCCUGGUCUGGUGCCGGUGCCGGAGGCGCCGCGGCCCCGCAAGGUGCUGAUCCUGGGCUCGGGCGGCCUCUCCAUCGGCCAGGCCGGCGAGUUCGACUACUCGGGCUCGCAGGCCAUCAAGGCACUCAAGGAGGAGAACAUCCAGACAGUGCUCAUCAACCCCAACAUCGCCACCGUGCAGACCUCCAAGGGGCUGGCCGACAGGGUCUACUUCCUGCCCAUCACGCCCGACUAUGUCACGCAGGUGAUCCGCAACGAGCGCCCCGACGGCGUGCUGCUCACCUUCGGCGGGCAGACGGCCCUCAACUGCGGCGUGCAGCUGACGCAGGGCGGCGUGCUGGAGCGCUACCGCGUGCGCGUGCUCGGCACCCCCGUCACCUCCAUCGAGAUGACCGAGGACCGCAAGGUCUUCGUGCAGAAGAUGGAGGAGAUYGGGGAGCACGUGGCGCCCAGCGAGGCCGCCGCCUCCCUGGAGCAGGCGCAGGCGGCGGCCGAGCGCCUGGGCUACCCGGUGCUGGUGCGCUCGGCCUACGCGCUGGGCGGGCUGGGCUCGGGCUUCGCCUCCUCGCGCGAGCAGCUGGCGGCCCUGGUGAGCCAGGCGUUCGCGCACACCUCCCAAGUGCUGGUGGACAAGUCGCUGCAGGGCUGGAAGGAGAUCGAGUACGAGGUGGUGCGCGACGCCUACGGCAACUGCGUCACGGUCUGCAACAUGGAGAACCUGGACCCGCUGGGCAUCCACACGGGCGAGUCGGUGGUGGUGGCGCCCAGCCAGACGCUCAACGACCGCGAGUACUUCAUGCUGCGCCGCACGGCCAUCAAGGUGGUGCAGCACCUGGGCAUCGUGGGCGAGUGCAACAUCCAGUUCGCGCUGAGCCCCGAGUCGGAGCAGUACUACAUCAUCGAGGUGAACGCCCGGCUGUCGCGCAGCUCCGCGCUGGCCAGCAAGGCCACCGGCUACCCGCUGGCCUACGUGGCGGCCAAGCUGGCCCUGGGCAUCCCCCUGCCCCAGCUCAGGAACUCGGUCACCAACUGCACCACGGCCAACUUCGAGCCCAGCCUGGACUACUGCGUGGUGAAGAUCCCGCGCUGGGACCUCAGCAAGUUCCUGCGCGUCAGCACCAACAUCGGCAGCUCCAUGAAGAGCGUGGGAGAGGUCAUGGCCAUCGGCAGGAGCUUCGAGGAGGCCUUCCAGAAGGCGCUGCGCAUGGUGGACGAGAACUGCGUGGGCUUCGACCACACGCUGAAGGCGGCCUCGGACGUGGAGCUGGAGACGCCCACAGACAAGCGGCUCUUCGUGCUGGCGGCCGCGCUGCGCGCCGGCUACUCCAUCGAGCGGCUCUACGAGCUCACCAAGAUCGACCGCUGGUUCCUGCACAAGAUGAAGAACAUCACGGAGCACGCGGCACUGCUGGAGUCGUUCCGCGGCGGGCAGGGCGCCCUGCCGCCYGCCGUGCUGCUGCGUGCCAAGCAGCUCGGCUUCUCCGACAAGCAGGUGGCUCAGGCCGUGCUCAGCACCGAGCUGGCCGUGAGGAAGCUGCGGCGCGACCUGGGCAUCCUGCCGGUGGUGAAGCAGAUCGACACGGUGGCCGCCGAGUGGCCGGCCCAGACCAACUACCUCUACCUGACCUACAACGGCAGCGAGCACGACCUGGCCUUCCGCGAGCCCCACGUCAUGGUCAUCGGCUCCGGCGUCUACCGCAUCGGCAGCAGCGUCGAGUUUGACUGGUGCGCUGUGGGCUGCAUCCAGGAGCUGCGCAAGCUGGGCUUCAAGACCAUCAUGGUGAACUACAACCCGGAGACGGUGAGCACCGACUACGACAUGUGUGACCGCCUCUACUUUGACGAGAUCUCCUUCGAGGUCGUCAUGGACAUCUACGAGCUGGAGAACCCCGAGGGCGUCAUCCUGUCCAUGGGCGGGCAGCUGCCCAACAACAUGGCCAUGGCGCUGCACCGGCAGCAGUGCCGCGUCCUGGGCACGUCGCCCGAGGCCAUCGACGCCGCCGAGAACCGCUUCAAGUUCUCCCGCCUGCUGGACACCAUCGGCAUCAGCCAGCCGCUCUGGAAGGAGCUCUCGGACACGGAGUCGGCCCGGCACUUCUGCUGCUCCGUGGGCUAUCCGUGCGUGGUGCGGCCCUCCUACGUGCUCAGCGGUGCCGCCAUGAACGUGGCCUACUCGGACAGCGACCUGGAGCGGUUCCUGAGCACCGCCGUGGCCGUGUCCAAGGAGCAGCCCGUCGUCAUCUCCAAGUUCAUCCAGGAGGCCAAGGAGAUCGACGUGGACGCGGUGGCGUGCGACGGCGCCGUGGUGGCCAUCGCCAUCUCAGAGCACGUGGAGAACGCGGGCGUGCACUCGGGCGACGCCACACUUGUGACGCCGCCCCAGGACAUCACGCCCAAGACGCUGGAGCGCAUCGAGGCCAUCGUGCACGCCGUCGGGCAGCAGCUGCAGGUCACCGGGCCCUUCAACCUGCAGCUCAUCGCCAAGGACGACCAGCUGAAGGUGAUCGAGUGCAACGUGCGCGUGUCCCGCUCCUUCCCCUUCGUCUCCAAGACGCUGGGGGUGGACCUGGUGGCCCUGGCCAGCCAGGUGAUCAUGGGCGAGGCCGUGGAGCCCGUGGGGCUGAUGACAGGCAGGGGCGUCGUGGGUGUGAAGGUGCCGCAGUUCUCCUUCUCGCGCCUGGCGGGCGCCGAUGUGGUGCUGGGCGUGGAGAUGACGAGCACGGGCGAGGUGGCCUGCUUCGGCGAGAACCGCUGCGAGGCCUACCUCAAAGCCAUGCUCAGCACCGGCUUCAGGAUCCCCAGGAAGAACAUCCUGCUCACCAUCGGCAGCUACAAGAACAAGAGCGAGCUGCUGCCCACAGUGCGGACGCUGGAGAGCCUCGGCUACAAGCUCUACGCCAGCCUGGGCACCGCUGACUUCUACACGGAACACGGCAUCAAGGUCAAGGCCGUGGACUGGCACUUCGAGGAGGCGGAGGGCAGCGAGGCRGGCGCGCGCGAGGCGCAGCGCAGCAUCCUGGACUACCUGGCCGAGAACCACUUCGAGAUGGUCAUCAACCUGUCCAUGCGCAACGCAGGCGGCCGCCGCCUCUCCUCCUUCGUCACCAAGGGCUACCGCACGCGCCGCCUGGCCGUCGACUACUCCGUGCCGCUCAUCAUCGACAUCAAGUGCACCAAGCUCUUCGUGGAGGCGCUGCGGCAGAUCGGGGCCGCGCCGCCACUCAAGAUGCACGUGGACUGCAUGACGUCGCAGAAGCUGAUCCGCCUGCCAGGGCUCAUCGAUGUGCACGUGCACCUGCGCGAGCCGGGCGGCACCCACAAGGAGGACUUCGCGUCGGGCACCGCGGCCGCGCUGGCCGGCGGCGUCACCAUGGUGUGCGCCAUGCCCAACACGAGCCCCGCCGUCACCGACGCCGCCUCCUUCGCCCUGGCGCAGAAGCUGGCUGAGGCCGGCGCGCGCUGCGACUUCGCCCUCUUCGUGGGCGCCUCGGCGGACAACGCGGGCUCGCUGGGCGCUGUGGCCGGCGCGGCGGCCGGCCUCAAGAUGUACCUCAACGCCACCUUCUCGGGGCUGCGCAUGGACGACGUGUCGCUGUGGAUGCAGCACUUCGAGCACUGGCCGCGGCACUUGCCCAUCGUGGCCCACGCGGAGCGGCAGACGGUGGCUGCCGUGCUCAUGGUGGCCCAGCUAUACCAGCGGCCCGUGCACAUCUGCCACGUGGCGCGCAGGGAGGAGAUCCUGCUCAUCAAGGCAGCCAAGCAGAAGGGCGUCGCGGUGACGUGCGAGGUGGCCCCGCACCACCUCUUCCUGUGCCGGGACGACCUGGRGCGCCUGGGCGAGGGCCGCGGCGCCGUGCGCCCGCCGCUGGCCACGCGCCGCGACGUGGACGCCCUCUGGGAGAACAUGGACACCAUCGACUGCUUCGCCACGGACCACGCCCCGCACACGCUGGAGGAGAAGCAGGGCCCCGAGCCGCCUCCCGGCUACCCCGGCCUGGAGACCAUGCUGCCGCUGCUGCUGACGGCCGUGGCCGAGGGCCGCCUCUCCGUGGAGGACAUCGUGCAGCGCCUCUACGAGAACCCCCGCAAGAUCUUCGGGCUGCCGCCGCAGGAGGACACCUACGUGGAGGUGGACCUGGAGCACGAGUGGGCCAUCCCGGCGCACACGGCCUUCUGCAAGGCGCGCUGGACGCCCUUCGAGGGCAUGCGCGUGAAGGGCACCGUGCGGCGCGUGGUGCUGCGCGGCGAGGUCGCCUACAUCGACGGCCAGGUGCUGGUGCCCCCGGGCUACGGGCAGGACGUGAGGAAGUGGCCGUUGGGGGCUGUGCCGGCGCCGCCGCCGCUGCCCGCCAAGGAGAGCGCCAAGGUACCGGAGCUGCGGGCGCUGGUGGCUGUGCACCCCGGUGCCAGCUCAGCCCGGUGCCAGCUCGGCCCGGUGCCACCCCGGGGCGGCGCCGAGGGCCGCCUGCACCCGCCGCCCCGCGUGCACCGCUCCUCCGACCCCGGGCUGCCAGCGUUCYGGAGGCUGGGAGCCGCGCACCGCCCGGGCGCCCGAGGCACCGCCGAGGACRGCCGGGAGCAGCCGAGCAGGAAGGCGGCGGAGGCUGGUGAGCGCAACGCACCGCAGGACGGCGGCUGCUUCGCGCUGGGCCCCUUCCCGCGGCAGGCGUCGCCGCAGCGAGCGCCCCACUUCCCAACCUCGCCGCUGCUGCACCCCCUGGUCGGGCAGCACGUGCUCUCCGUGCAGCAGUUCUCCAAGGAGCAGCUCUCGCACCUCUUCAACGUGGCGCACAGCCUGCGCUUGCUGGUGCAGAAGGAGCGCAGCCUGGACAUCCUCAAGGGCAAGGUGAUGGCCUCCCUGUUCUACGAGGCGAGCACGCGCACGAGCAGCUCCUUCGCGGCGGCCAUGUGGCGCCUGGGCGGCGCCGUGCUGCCGCUGGCCGAGGCCACGUCCUCGGCGCAGAAGGGCGAGUCGCUGGCCGACUCCGUCCAGACCAUGUGCUGCUACGCGGACGUGCUGGUGCUGCGGCACCCGCAGCCGGGCGCCGUCGAGCUGGCGGCCAGGCACUGCCGCAAGCCGGUGAUCAACGGCGGCGACGGCGUGGGCGAGCACCCCACGCAGGCGCUGCUCGACAUCUUCACCAUCCGCGAGGAGCUGGGCACCGUCAACGGCAUGACGAUCACCAUGGUGGGCGACCUGAAGCACGGGCGCACGGUGCACUCGCUGGCGCGGCUGCUCACGCUGUACCGCGUGAGCCUGCGCUACGUGUCCCCCGCCGCGCUGCGCAUGCCGCCCGACGUCGUGCGCUUCGUGGCCGCCAGCGGCAUCAAGCAGGAGGAGUUCGGCAGCCUGGAGGAGGCGCUGCCCGACACGGACGUGCUCUACGUGACCCGCAUCCAGAGGGAGCGCUUCGAGUCGCCCGCCGCCUACAAGGCCGGAGCUGUUGUCGGCCGGCACCAUGGGGCCGGGCCCGGUGCCGGUGCCGCGGAGCUCAGCGGCGUGUCCCGCCCCGCGCUGCCCGCAGGGGCCCUCAUGGGCGCCGGCGACGCRGCCGCGCAGCAGCUGGUGGAGCGGCGGGGGCUGCAGGGACACCAGGGCGCCCGCACCGCCCGCAUGGCGGCCAUCGGCGCCUGCUUCGUGGGCCCCGUCCUGGGCACCUGGUACCAGCUCCUCGACCGCCUCGUCCCCGGCGCCACCAAGGCGGCGGCGCUCAAGAAGAUGCUGCUGGACCAGGGCGGCUUCGCGCCCUGCUUCCUGGGCUGCUUCCUCGGCGUGGCGGGCGCCGCCAACGGGCUCUCGCUGCAGGAGACCUGCUCCAAGCUGCGGCAGGACUACGUGGACGCCCUGCUCACCAACUACUGUAUCUGGCCGCCCGUGCAGGCUGCCAACUUCUACUUCGUGCCCCUGAACCACAGGCUGGCCGUGGUCCAGUGCGUUGCCGUCGUCUGGAACUGCUACCUGUCCUGGAAGGCGAAUGGGCCGUGAGAGAAGCGGCCCGCGG